AUGACCUUUACUCAAAUCAACUUGCACCACAGCAAAGGGGCCUCGGCGAUUCUGUCGAGGAAACAAGCUGCGGUGCACACAGCCAUUUUACUGAUACAAGAGUCUUGGCUUGUCCGGGGCCGUAUCAGUGGCGUAGCAGCAUGCGGGAGGUUAUUUAAGCCUCCAACAGCCGAAAAGCCCAGAGUCUGCGUAGCGGUGAAGGGCGUUGACGCUCGACUAAUCCCGCAUUUAUGUUUCAGAGAUGCGGUCGAGCUCGAUGUCGCUGAUUCCUUGGGAAGCAGGAGGGUGGUGGUGUGCUCCGCCACGGACACCAACGAUAGAGGUAGGAGGCUGUUAGAAUUUCUAGCGUCGACGGACCUGGAGAUUCUCAGCAGAGGUAACGAGCCCAUCUUUUGCACGGCGGCCAGAGGUGAGGUGACGACGUUCAGGGACCCCAGAAGGACCGAUUGGGACUCCUAUCGGGUGGACUUGAAAUGCCAUCUCGAAGGCUUCCCAAGGAGGCACGGGACCGAGGAGGAACUGGAGCUCUGCGUGGAUCAUCUGCAGAGGGCUCUGGUGGAGAGCUAUGAAAGGAACUGCCCAGAAAGGGCGGUUAAGAAUUCCAGGGGCAACUCCUGGUGGAGUCCCAAGCUGCAGGAGCUCAGAAACUACAGAGACUCUGUGGUAAAGGCACAGAAAAAGAGCUGGAAAGAGUUCUGCGAGUCGGUAGAGGGCGUGCCCGAGACCGCAAGACUAUGCAGGAUUCUAGCCAGAAACCCAGACGCCGUCCUGGACUCCAUUAGUCUCCCUGAUGGGACAAUGGUGACCAGGGAGCGAUGUCUGGUGCACCUGCUGGAGGCCAGCUUUCCGGGCUUUCGCAGGGAGCACGGUGAACUGUUCGCCCAUGAUGCGGAGGGCUCGCGCAGGCCUCGCAAGGCGGACUGGGGAUUAGCGGCCAGCAUUGUCAAGCCCGGAAAAGUGAGAUGGGCGAUAAACACCUUCAAACCCUUUAAGUCGGCGGGACCAGAUCAAGUAUUUCCGGCUCUUCUACAGGAGGGGCUGGAGCUGGUCGUGGGACCUCUGACAAGGACUUUGAGGGCAUGUUUGGCUCUGGGCCAUACGCCUAGCGCAUGGAAACUAGCGAGUGGUAUUCAUCCCAAAAGCGGGAAGAGUGAGCUACUCCUCUACUAA
Molecule: messenger RNA, 1170 nt
Organism: Solenopsis invicta (red fire ant)
Lineage: Eukaryota; Metazoa; Arthropoda; Insecta; Hymenoptera; Formicidae
Exons: 4
Coding region: 1-1170 (389 amino acids)
Source: RefSeq, a predicted model, not a curated record